UUCAAUGGUGAAGUGAAACAUACAAAAGUGGAGCAAGCCCCGGAUGGACGCUAUUAUCUCGAUGAAAGUACAAUGUUUGCAACAGUUGUGGAACUCGUCAAUUACUACCGAGAUCACAACUUGCGAGAAUCGUUCGAAACAUUAAACACAUGCUUGAAUGAGGCAUUCAUUCCAAAACCUGUUUAUAUUGCAAUACACAAUUUUGAGGCGACCGAAGCAAAUCUACUGUCAUUGGAAGUUGGCCAACGUGUGUAUGUUAUCAACAGGGCUGGUGAAAGUCGAGGAUGGUGGAAAGGUCGAAGUGGAAGUCGAGUAAGUUAA
This is a messenger RNA of Gongylonema pulchrum, 321 nucleotides long. The record is from the annotation of a GenBank genome assembly. Lineage: Eukaryota; Metazoa; Nematoda; Chromadorea; Rhabditida; Gongylonematidae.